AUGAGUAUGCUAAAACCAAGCAGGCUUAAGGCCCCCACCAAGAUCCUGAAGCCUGGAAGCACAGCCUUGAAGACACCUGCUGCUGUUGUCGCUCCAACAGAAAACACAGCAUCCAGUGAAAAAACCUCAAGCACUCCGUCCUCUGAGACACAAGAGGAGUUUGUGGAUGACUUCCGAGUUGGGGAGCGAGUUUGGGUGAACGGGAAUAAGCCUGGGUUUAUCCAGUUCCUGGGAGAAACCCAGUUUGCACCAGGCCAGUGGGCCGGGAUCAUUUUAGAUGAACCCAUCGGCAAGAACGACGGCUCGGUGGCAGGAGCUCGGUACUUCCAGUGUGAGCCUCUGAAGGGCAUAUUCACCCGGCCUUCAAAGCUGACGAGGGAGGCGCGGGCCGGGGCUGAAGCUGACGGCCCGCAGACGACUCCCGCUGCCAGGGCCCCUUCGCCUCCGUCCACUUCGGCAAUUGUCCCAACCAACUGCAAGGAACCUUCAGCUACAUCUCAGAUCAGCAACCUUAUGAAAACCGCCAGCAAAUCUAUCUCCAACCUAUUAGAGGCCGGCUCAAUCAAGAAAGGAGAGAGAGGACUCAAAGUCAGAGACCAAGUAUUGGUUGGUGGCACGAAGGCUGGUGUAGUCCGGUUUCUUGGGGAGACAGACUUUGCCAAGGGGGAGUGGUGCGGCGUGGAGUUGGAUGAACCUCUGGGGAAGAAUGACGGGGCUGUUGCUGGAACAAGGUAUUUUCAGUGUCAACCCAAAUAUGGACUGUUUGCUCCAAUCCACAAAGUCACCAAGAUUGGCUUCCCCUCCACCACGCCAGCCAAAGCCAAGGCCGUGGCGGUGAGGCGAGUGAUGGCAACCACGCCCGCCAGCAUGAAGCGCAGCCCGUCUGCCUCCUCUCUCAGCUCCAUGAGCUCCGUGGCCUCCUCUGUGAGCAGCAAGCCCAGCGGGACAGGACUGUUGACCGAAACCUCCUCCCGUUACACCAGGAAGAUCUCUGGCACCACCGCCCUCCAGGAGGCCCUGAAGGAGAAGCAGCAGCAUAUUGAGCAGCUGCUGGCCAAACGAGAUCUAGAGAGGGCGGAGGUGGCCAAGGCCACGAGCCACGUCGGGGAGAUAGAGCAGGAGCUCGCCCUGGCCCGGGACGGACAUGACCAGCACAUCCUGGAGUUGGAGGCCAAGAUGGACCAGCUUAGAACGAUGGUGGAAGCUGCCGACCGGGAGAAGGUGGAACUUCUCAACCAACUUGAAGAGGAGAAAAGGAAGGUUGAGGACCUUCAGUUCCGGAUUGAAGAAGAAUCAAUUACUAAGGGCGAUCUUGAGGUGGCCACGGUGUCAGAAAAGUCCCGCAUCAUGGAACUCGAGAAAGACCUCGCUUUGCGAGUGCAGGAGGUAGCUGAGCUGCGGAGGCGGCUGGAGUCCAAUAAGCCGGCUGGGGAUGAUACCUUAAGCAAACUGCAGGAAGCCGAGCUAAAGGUAAAGGAGCUAGAGGUGCUACAAGCCAAAUGCAAUGAGCAAACCAAGGUUAUUGAUCAUUUUACAUCACAGCUCAAGGCUGCCAAAGAAAAGCUCUCGGAUCUUGAUGCACUUCAGAAGGUCAGCUCUGAAGGUAAAUCCGAAAUCGAGAACCUCAGACAGGAGCUCAAAGCAGCUAAGAAACAGAUUAAAAGCUUAGAGAGUGAAAAGGAUGCUGAAAGCGGCAAGGCUAGUAGCAUCACCAAAGAGCUGCAGGGAAAAGAGCUAAUGCUUAAUAACCUUCAGGAAAACUUGAGCGAAGUCAGCCGAGUGAAAGAGGCUUUGGAAAAAGAACUGCAGACUUUGAAAGAAAAGUUCGCUGAUGCUUCAGAGGAGGCAGUCUCUUUUCAGAGAAAGAACCAAAAAAUAGAAGAAUUAAAGAAAGAAAUAGAAACCCUAAGGCAGGCAGCAGCUCAGAAGUCCCAGCAGCUCUCAGCGCUGCAAGAAGAGAAUGUGAAACUUAACGAGGAGCUGGGGAGGAGCAGGGACGAAGUCACCAGUCACCAAAAGCUGGAAGAAAAGAGAUCUGUACUCAAUAAUCAGUUGUUAGAAAUUCAAAAGAGAGAAUCCAAGUUAAUAAAAGACGCAGAUGAAGAAAAAGCUUCCUUGCAGAAAUCCAUCAGUUUCACUAGUGCCUUACUCACAGAAAAGGAUGCGGAGCUGGAAAAGCUAAGAAAUGAGGUCACGGUGCUCAGGGGAGAGAACGCGUCCGCCAGGUCCUUGCAUUCAGUUUCUCUAGAGACUGAUAAGGUGAAGCUUGAGCUCAAGGUAAAGAACUUGGAGCUUCAACUCAAAGAAAACAAGAUGCAGCUCAGCAGCUCCUCAGGUAAUACUGAUACUCAGGCAGAAGAGGACGAAAGAGCCCAGGAGAGUCGGAUUGGCUUCCUCAAUUCAGUAAUAGUAGACCUUCUGAGCAAGAAUCAGGACCUCCAGAUGAAGGUGGAGAUGAUGUCAGAAGCAGCCUUGAACGGGGACGGGGAUGACCUGAACAAUUACGACAGCGAUGACCAGGAAAAACAGUCCAAGAAGAAACCCCGCCUCUUCUGUGACAUAUGUGACUGCUUUGAUCUGCAUGACACAGAGGAUUGUCCCACCCAGUCCCAGAUGUCUGAGGACCCUCCGCACUCUGCACACCACGGCAGUCGGAGCGAGGAACGCCCAUACUGUGAAAUCUGCGAGAUGUUUGGGCACUGGGCUACCAACUGCAAUGAUGAGGAGACCUUCUGA
Molecule: messenger RNA, 2736 nt
Organism: Rangifer tarandus platyrhynchus (Svalbard reindeer)
Lineage: Eukaryota; Metazoa; Chordata; Mammalia; Artiodactyla; Cervidae
Source: the annotation of a GenBank genome assembly